Molecule: messenger RNA, 408 nt
Organism: Parnassius apollo (apollo)
Lineage: Eukaryota; Metazoa; Arthropoda; Insecta; Lepidoptera; Papilionidae
Source: the annotation of a GenBank genome assembly
AUGCAGAAUCUAUCGAUAUCAUGCGCGCUGGUAUGCCUGAUAGUGCUCGGCAGCGCAGCACUGGUGGGCGCAUUCGGUGUCUGUAAGCACCAGAUCAGCGCUGUGCUCGUAACCGGGGUCAUGUACUUAUUAGCUGGUCUAUUCGCUAUGUUCACGCUUAUGAUAAUCCACUUUAAGCGGAUGCAGCGCGUCUCCACUCGCAGUAGUCCACACGGGGACGAUACAGCUGACGGCGUAGUCGGUCCUCGUGCACCAGCAUUACCACUCCUUUCAGCUAGAGAGUUUACCACAUCGUGGUCGCUUGAACUGGGUUGGGGGGGCGUAGCGUUAGCUACCACAACAUCACUUCUUUGGAUACUGUUAUCCAAAAUAAUGAGAUACAACCCUAUAUCUGCUAUGCUGUUAUAG